AGUGUGUGUGUGUUCGUCUCAGUGGUCUUCAGGAGUGUAGAUGAGGCAGAUAUUACAGUAUGAUGCUUUUCUCAGGGGUCUGACUGUCAUCUUCUGUUCUAGUCUACAGCUGUUAGUUCUGAUUCAUAUUCAGCACAUUCACUUCAUACACACAUUCAUAUUGUUAUUUUUAACGAUGAUGAUAAUAAUGUGUAGGAAAGGAACUCUUCUGGCCAAUAACGCUCUGGCUCUGAUCGCUGCGCUCCUAUUGGCUCUGGGAGAGAUGGCCGGAUCCUUUGAGAUGCUCAUCAUUGGUCGGUUUAUCAUCGGCAUGGAUUCAGGUGUGUCUCUGAGCGUGCUGCCCAUGUACCUGGGGGAGAUCUCUCCUCGGCAUCUGCGCGGCUCCAUCGGUCAGGUUCACUCCAUCUUCAUCUGUCUGGGCGUCUUCAUCGGACAGGUGCUCGGGCUGCCGGAGAUCUUCGGACAGGAGAGCAGAUGGAACUUCCUGUUCGGUUUCUUGGCACUUCCUGCCCUUCUGCAGCUGUGUGUUCUGCCGUUUCUCCCCGAGAGUCCGAGAUUCCUGCUGAUGGAGCGCCGGGACGAGGCGGGAGCGGAGAGAGCGUUCCAGGCGUUUCUGGGCCGCUCAGACGUCAGUCGUGAGCUGGAGGAGGUCCACGCCGAGGGUCGUGCUCAGAUCACACAGAGGACGGCGUCGGUGCUGGAGCUGGUCAGGAAGCGUUCGCUCCGCUGGCAGCUGAUCACGGUGAUCGUGGUCAUGAGCUGCUAUCAGCUGUGCGGCCUCAACGCCAUCUGGUAUUACACUAACGGGAUCUUCCUGGACGCAGGCUUCCAGCCGACACUGAUCCCGUACAUCACGCUCAGCACGGGGGGCAUCGAGACGCUGGCCGCUGUCGUAUCGGGUUUAGUGAUUGAGAAAGUCGGUCGGAGGCCGUUACUGAUCUUUGGUUUUUCAGCGAUGGCUGUUUUCUUCAGUCUCCUCACAGUCUUCCUACAGUAUCAGGACAGGUUCUCCUGGAUGCCGUAUCUCAGUUUCACCUCCAUUCUGCUUUUGAUCGCAUCCUUCUGCUCCGGUCCAGGCGGCAUCCCGUUCGUGUUGACGGGGGAGCUGUUUGAGCAGUCGUAUCGUCCGGCCGCGUUCAUGAUCGCAGGAACCAUCAACUGGCUCUCAAACUUCGCUGUGGGACUCCUGUUCCCCUUCAUACAGGCAGGUUUAAUAAAUCCAGUGUUUGGGUGAGAUGCUCGUUUAAUCAGUUCUUAACAAAUGUGAAGUGAACUCUCGGAGCCGUACGACAGAGAUCCAGCGAAACAGAAGAACCGCUCAAGCUGCAAUGCAUGAUGGGAACAGGCACAUUGUUCAACAUGACACUGUUCGUUCAGAUUUACAACGUUUCGACAAACUCUAAAGGUCAACAACAUCAUUUUGUUACCAACAUAUUCUCAUUCAGGUUCGACAAAAUAAAUGAACCUAACAAUGUUCCAGCUGGGCUCUGAACACACGUCAUCUGCUGAUAAAGAAAUGAUUUAAUCAUCACUUGAAGUGAAAUAAACACACAUCAGUAAAGAAAUACAGUCAUCGUUCAGGGACAGUGUGUGUGUGAGGUUAAUGUGUGAACACACAUGUAAUAAAACACAUUCAGCUUAGAUCUGGACACAAUGAAGAUGAUCACAGGUUCUGUUCUGUUUUUAUGAUUGUGGUGAAGUGCCGAAGUCUUCUGAUGUAUGUGUGGAUUAGUAAUAACCUCUGACUGAGUCAUUAUUAUAUAUUAGUGUUACACACAUGAUGGAGUUACAGCACGCUUACAUCAUGCUGCAGAUCACACACACACACAGAGGUAGAGAGAGAGACACACACACACACACGCAACCAAUGACCUGGAUACGCUUCAGUCUCUCAGGACGUCAGGUGAGAUUCAACUCUCUCUAACACACACACACACACAGAUCUCCCAGAAUCCUCUGUGUGU
This is a messenger RNA of Carassius auratus (goldfish), 1964 nucleotides long. Its product is annotated as solute carrier family 2, facilitated glucose transporter member 9-like. Gene Ontology annotation, biological process: dehydroascorbic acid transport. The coding region runs from base 41 to 1234 and encodes 397 amino acids. Lineage: Eukaryota; Metazoa; Chordata; Actinopteri; Cypriniformes; Cyprinidae. Gene Ontology annotation, cellular component: plasma membrane. Gene Ontology annotation, molecular function: D-glucose transmembrane transporter activity. The transcript has 9 exons. The record is from RefSeq and is a predicted model, not a curated record.